CGUGCCGUUGCGCACCACCUCCGGCGCCUGAACGCCCGUGCGGUUGAUGGACGGGACCUUGACAGUACCCGGCACCAGCACCACCGCCGGCGGCGUCGCCGGCGAGGGCGAGGGCGAAGGAAGCCGCAAUGCCGUCGCGCCGCCCGCGAGGAGCAGGGCACCGCCCGCCAGCAGCAGCACCAUCACCGCCCCGAAGGGCGUCGUGGCGCGCCGCCGCGCCAUCGCGCCCUGACCAGAUGCAUGGAGUGCCAUGUUGCUAGUGAGCGCUACUGUUGCCAGUGGCACGGUGCGUACACUGGUGCUCAUUUGCUCGAUCUG
Molecule: messenger RNA, 318 nt
Organism: Chlamydomonas reinhardtii
Lineage: Eukaryota; Viridiplantae; Chlorophyta; Chlorophyceae; Chlamydomonadales; Chlamydomonadaceae
Exons: 2
Coding region: 47-232 (61 amino acids)
Source: RefSeq, a predicted model, not a curated record